CCGGCCCGUUCCUAACUCUGCCUGCUUGUUCUUGCGCCGCCGCGCUACGCCGUUCCCUUUCCCUUUCGUCGGAUCACUGUCCUUUCUUCCCCUCGAUCAGGUUCGCUUAGACAGACGGAGUGCUAUGUUCCAAUGUCUAUAAACAUUGUCCAAGGCGCGGCCUUGGUUUGUCUUGGCUGGAGCUGUACUGUCUUUCUCCUCCAACUUGUCGGCAUCACCAAGCUUUACCGCAACCACACCACACCUCUCCCCCCUCCCGCAUCGCCUUCAUUGCCCGAGAAUGAAGUCCCCCACGUUACCGUUAUCCGCCCUGUCAAGGGCGUAGAGGUUGGCCUGUACGAAUGCCUCGCCUCGACCUUCCGGCUCGUCUACCCCAAGUCCAAGCUCUCGAUCCGUCUCUGCGUCGAUUCCAAGAGCGACCCAGCCUACCCCGUCCUCUGCCAGCUCGUGGUCGAUUUCCCCAAUUUCGACGCGCAGGUUCUCGUUGAGGAAGAAGACCCAAUCCUCCACGGUAGUGCCGGCCACGUCAACAACCUAGGCCCAAACCCCAAGAUCCGCAACAUCAGCCGCGCAUACCGCGAGGCAAAGGGCGACGUCAUCUGGAUCGUGGACUGCAAUGUUUGGGUGGCCAAGAACGCAGCAGGGAGGAUGGUUGACAAGCUCUUUGGCUUCCAACCCAACAGCGGCGGCGGCAUUGACAGAACGACCCCCUACAAAUUCGUCCAUCAGCUUCCCCUCGUGGUAGACCUAGACAACAGCUCCUCCGGUGCCAGCGCCGUCACCAAAUCCACCUCAGCCGAAGAACAAUCCCUCCUCCCUUCCACUGUUCCCAAAGACAAUCAGAACCGAAACCAAGGCCUCCUCGCCCACGGCGGCCGCCUCGAAGAAAUGUUCAUGUCCACCACCCACGCCAAGUUCUACGGCGCCAUCAACGCCGUCGGCGUAGCCCCUUGCAUUGUCGGCAAGUCCAACAUGUUCCGCAAGUCGCACCUCGACGCCUUCACCACCGUCUCCUCCAACCCUUUACUCCACUCUUCGGACUCGACCCGCGGCACCGGCAUCGAUUUCUUUUCCUCGUACAUCUGUGAAGACCACCUGAUCGGCGAUUUAAUCUGGCGCUCCUCCUUCCCCGGCUCCAUGGGGUACAAAAACCACGGCCUCGUCUUUGGCGAGGUGGCCGUCCAACCCAUGGCAGGCAUGUCCGUCGCCGCGUACAUUGCGAGGCGCGUGCGCUGGCUGCGCGUGAGGAAAUGGACGGUUUUGGCUGCGACGCUGGUGGAGCCGGGCGUGGAGAGUCUGGUGUGUUGUGCGUAUUUUGCCUUUGCGGUGACUACGCUGCCGUGGUUCAACAGCACGUUUGGCGUGCCACAGACGUGGAGCGCCAUGGCUACUUUGUGGUCUGGGGCGGUGACGAUCUGGAUGUCGAUUGAUAGGUGGUUGACCAACAAGCUGUUCCGGCUGCAUAGUUUGGAUGUGGAUGAGAACACACCCUUCUUCGCCAGGGGCACGGCAAGGACAGGGGGAACGACACAGAGACCAUUUAGGGAGUGGAUUGCCGCGUGGUUAGGAAGAGAGUUUCUGGCACUGCCUAUUUGGACCACGGCCGUAUUGCUGGGCACAACGGUCAAGUGGAGGGGAAGACAGUUCAAGGUUCGGAUGGAUAUGAGCGUGGUGGAGGUGGAUGAUAGGAAGAGCCGGGCUGAUGUUAUCGGUGGGAGCAAGCCCAGACCGAGGAUGGCUGGCUCACCGGAUAGUAAAGACCGCGUAGAUUAAACGAGUACAUACGGUAUUUGAGAGACCUUUGGGCGGAAAGAGGAGUAAUGAGACUUUAUGCCAUGAUACCUACAUAGAUAGAAAG
Messenger RNA from Neurospora tetrasperma FGSC 2508, 1858 nucleotides. RefSeq lists its product as uncharacterized. Gene Ontology annotation, molecular function: ceramide glucosyltransferase activity. Gene Ontology annotation, biological process: glucosylceramide biosynthetic process. Bases 133 to 1773 code for a protein of 546 amino acids. Gene Ontology annotation, cellular component: membrane. The record is from RefSeq and is a predicted model, not a curated record. Lineage: Eukaryota; Fungi; Ascomycota; Sordariomycetes; Sordariales; Sordariaceae. The transcript has 2 exons.